Molecule: messenger RNA, 1111 nt
Organism: Danio aesculapii
Lineage: Eukaryota; Metazoa; Chordata; Actinopteri; Cypriniformes; Danionidae
Gene: eef2kmt
Product: eukaryotic elongation factor 2 lysine methyltransferase
Exons: 8
Coding region: 74-1069 (331 amino acids)
Source: RefSeq, a predicted model, not a curated record
CGAAGAAAUUCACUGUGGAGCUCACACAUGUAUCUUCCGUAGAAUAAACUACAAUGAUUGUACGGUUUAAAAGAUGAACAAUACACAUACAGUGGGAGUACAAGAAGAUGAAGGAAUGGAACACAAAACCAGAAAAGACAUCAUUCACACCUUUCAAGUAAACUUCCUCGCGAUGAGUCUUUUAAAUGCAUUUCCAUGGGAUUAUUUAGACGAAGAAAUUAGAAGUUCAAAUACUUCAGACAUCAUAGAAGACAUCCUUCAGAAGACAUGCUUGCAUCCCAUUUGCAUCAAGAAUCCUCCCUCUUUAAAAUACAGAAGACGCUUCCUGACAGAAUUGAUUAAAAGACAAGAAAAGCUCUCUGCUGAACCUCUGGAUAUACUGUAUGAGGCUCUCGGUGAGGUCAUGUGUGCUCAGGAGGAGGACGUAUGCUACAAAACCUACUUACUACCAACAGGGGAUGCUGUUAGCCUAGCAGAGAAUGUGGCCCUCAUCUCUCAGGGCACCACAGGUCUGGUCACCUGGGAAGCUGCCCUUUACCUUGCUGAAUGGACUCUGGAAAACACACACAUCUUCAAAAACAAGACAGUGCUGGAACUGGGUAGCGGAAUUGGACUUACUGGCAUCGUAUUGUGUCGGUCCUGCAGCCUAACCAAAUACAUCUUCAGCGACUGCCAUCAAUCUGUGCUUCAGAGGCUGAAGGACAACAUCACAAACUGCUUAGCUAACUGCGACGACGUCAGCGUGGAGGAACUGGACUGGGAAAACGUGUCAGAUGAGCAGCUGCAAAGAAUACAGGCCAACACAAUCAUUGCUGCAGAUGUGGUGUAUGAUCCUGAUAUAAUUGCGUGUUUGGUGAGACUCCUGAGCAGACUUCUGAACCGUGAGGUUGAAGAAAACCAUCCUGAUGUUUACAUUGCAUCUACUGUACGCAACCCACAGACAUACGAGUGCUUUAAGAAAGAUUUAGAAAGGGCUGGACUGAGACAUGUCAUCAUAAAAGAUUCUGUUACUCAAGUGUUUCCAUACAAUCGAGCCUCCACUAUAGAAAUGAUCAAAAUAUAUGUAUGACAAAAUCAAUUUCUUUAUAAUAAAGUAUUUAUUUACAUAUUA